Molecule: messenger RNA, 490 nt
Organism: Dentiscutata erythropus
Lineage: Eukaryota; Fungi; Glomeromycota; Glomeromycetes; Diversisporales; Gigasporaceae
Source: the annotation of a GenBank genome assembly
AUGUCUUUUCAAGAACGGUCAAUAUCACCAACACCUUCAUUAGAAGAAGUUCCUUGGACACCACAAAGCUCCGCUUCUGCUUCUGCUUCAACUAAUGAAACAAGUAAUGAACCAAAUAAUGAAACUGAUAAUGGAGCUGAUAAUAAACAUUUUCAGACCAUAGAUGAAGUGAUUAAUCUUUUAAAACCUUUCGAAGAAAUAACCAGGCAUUUUUUCGGCUCAAAAUAUCCUACAAUAAAUCUCAUAUAUCCUUACGUCCGUAUGUUAAAAAAUAAGUAUGCACCAGUAGAUGAAAAGGGCGAAUCUGUUGAAAACUGGUUGACUUUGAUUUAUGGGUCCUCAUUGGAAAGCUCGGAUGAUAAUACAAGCAUUAGUAGUGGCGAUGAAGACAGUAUACCAUCAGGUGGAAACAGGAAACAAUGGCAGUAUGCGCAUCGAAGUAUACAUAGUCGAGGUCGAGGCCAAGGUCGCAAACGUAGAAAGAGGCUUG